Molecule: messenger RNA, 834 nt
Organism: Mytilus trossulus (common blue mussel)
Lineage: Eukaryota; Metazoa; Mollusca; Bivalvia; Mytilida; Mytilidae
Exons: 2
Coding region: 1-834 (277 amino acids)
Molecular function (GO): protein binding
Source: RefSeq, a predicted model, not a curated record
AUGGUGCUAAAUGAAAACACAACAACCACAGAAGACUCAUUCACCCAAGCUCAAACACCUGUCAAAUACAAUCUUCCUGUUUCUGUCGCUUUGCGCUUAAAGUUUAAUAUAAAAAAGACAGCAAAUGAAAAUCUGUACAUUUCUAGCUGUAUCAAAACAGGCAAUACAUUAGUGUUCACCGAACAAAUUAAUGACCGACUUAUUAUAUAUAAUUCAGACGGUACUGAUAUCUAUCACAUUCCUCUGUCCUACACACCAGGUUAUAUAACAGAGAUAGAUAGUAAUACUGUAGCAGUAUCCUAUGGUUAUCACAGAAUCGUACUGAUAAUAAAUAUAUCUACACGUUCUGUCACCAGUACAAUCAACACCAGUCGUCACUGCUACGGAAUAUCAUAUAAUGAUAAUAACCUGUACGUUGUUAUUGAAAGGAGUAUAAUAGAUGUGAUGGACCUGACAGGUAAAGUAAUACAUACUAUACCGGUACCUACAGACGAUAUCAACGACAUUACAGUAGACAGAGACAGGUUGGUCUGUAUAGACGAUACAUCAAUAUACUGCUGCUCGUUAGAUGGAAAAGUAAUGUGGAAAUUUAAAAAUGAUGAAUUUCAAGAUUUAACUAGUGUAACAACAGAUGAUGAGGGGAAUGUUUAUGUGACUGAUGUUAAGAAAGACAUUGUAGUAGUUGUAUCAGAUGAUGGUAGACAUCAUAGAGAACUUCUUACUCAAUCAGAUGGAUUGGAUAAACCGUGGGGAAUUUAUUUUGACAAAAAAGAAAAUAUUCUGCUUGUUUGUAAUGAUUGUGAUGCUUUUCUUUUUGACGUCAAAAAGCGAUAG